Messenger RNA from Chlamydomonas reinhardtii, 3875 nucleotides. RefSeq lists its product as uncharacterized. The coding region runs from base 85 to 3369 and encodes 1094 amino acids. Gene Ontology annotation, biological process: protein polyglutamylation; microtubule cytoskeleton organization. The record is from RefSeq and is a predicted model, not a curated record. The transcript has 7 exons. Gene Ontology annotation, molecular function: tubulin binding; tubulin-glutamic acid ligase activity. NCBI's taxonomy places the organism in Eukaryota, Viridiplantae, Chlorophyta, Chlorophyceae, Chlamydomonadales, Chlamydomonadaceae. Gene Ontology annotation, cellular component: cilium.
ACUUCUGGUGUGUUUAUACUGCAGCUGCAAACAAAUUGCACAGACUCGUGUGCACGCUUUCCACGCGCGGGCCACGCGCUUUCAAUGACCAGCUCGUUGAUAUUCAGAAAGAUUACCCUUGGAUAUGUGUACCUUUUGGCUGCAUGUAUAGCCCUAGGCGAGCAAGUCGGCAGCCAAUCGCUGCAUGACACGAGAGCAAACUCGACACAGAAUAGCUCAGCAGCGCGGGUGUGGCUGGAUUCGGCCUUCUUCUCGGAUGGCGAGCUGCAAAUCCUAAAGGACAUCGCCGAGCAGUCGGCGGGAGCACUGGUUAUUUCGGGCGAGACGCGCUCGUCAUUCCUUUCCAUCAAGGGCGCAUACGUGCCAACCAAAUGGGACCUCUAUUGGACCGUGCGCCGGGCGUGCCACUCGGUGCUCGGUGCGAUCGCGCCGCCCAAGCGUGUCAACUGCGUUCCCGGUGUGGAGUCGGUGGCGCACAAGCAGCCGCUGGUGCGGACCAUGCAGGAGGCUUACGGUGAGGCGGCUUUCGCCUACAUCCCGCGCAGCUACAUGCUGCCGGGCCAGUACUGGACGUGGCGGGCGUGGACGCAGCACGCGCUCUCGCCCGCCGACCUGCCCUGGGUGCUCAAGGCUAACGAGCACCGCGGCCGCGGCGUCAGCGUCAUGCGGCAGGCCCAGGCCCAGAAGCAGGCCCUGAUAGGGAUCGGCAGCGGCGCCGCCGCCGACGACAGCCAGCUAGACGGCGCCGCCGCCGCCGCCGCCGCAGAUGCCGCCGCCGCCUCGUCCCAGUCGAAGGGUUACGUGCUCGUCCAGAGCUACGUACGGCAGCAGUUUCUGUACGACGGCAGACCCAGCUACUUGCGGUUGUGGGUCGUGGUGACGGGGAUCCGGCCGCUGCGCGCCCAUCUGUUUCGCGGCGGCGUGCUUGUUUUUGGAGACCGGGUGGGGCCAAGCGGCGGCGGCGGCGGAGGAGCUGCCGCAGGCGGUGGCAAGCGGCGGCGGCGGCGCCGGAGCGGCGCCGGCGAGGCGGCUGGCGCCAGCGGCGCCGCUAGCGGCGGAGCCGGCGAAGUCAGAGGUGGAGAGCACCGGCGGCUUCUUGUGGCUGGGAGAGUCGCCGGCCCCGGGUUGGAGGUGGAGUGGGAGGACGGGGCGGACGAGGGGGAGGAGGCGUGGGGGCAGGAGGAGGACGAGGAGGAGGUGGUGCCGGCGACCGGGAUGACUGGAGGCCGCAGCCUCCUGCAAGACCAGCAGCCGCAGCAAACGCCCAACGCCGACAGCGCCGGCGCCAACGCUGGCGCUGCUGCCACGAAGCAGGGGGCCUCUGCAGCCGCCGCCGGCGGAGGCAGCAGGUAUGAAAUGCACAAGGUGAACUACUGGACCAUCGCCGGCGAGAAGAUGCAGCCGUGGACGGUGGCCAAGCUGCGUGCGCACGUGGAGGCGGCGGCGGGGCCGGGCGCGUGGGGCCGCACGUGGUCGCACGCGCAGGCCUCCAUAGGCAUGGUGUUGGCGAGCGCCACCAAGCGGAUGCGGGCAUCCAUGCGGGGCCUGGCAUCGCUGGAGGGCUGCGGCUUCGAGGUGUUGGGCGUUGACUUCCUGCUGAACUCCACCUUCCACCCCACGCUGGUCGAGCUGAACGCCCUGCCCUCCCUGGCCCGACUGCGCCUGGCGCCCGGAGACCCCGCCCUGCUGCAGCAGCAGCGGCUACAGCAGCAGCAGCAGGGGAAUACAACUGGCAGUAGCAGCGCCGGCACCGGCAGCGGCGUCGGCAUUGGGAGCGGAAGCAGCAGCAGCAGUGGCGGCGGCGCAGGCAGGGUGCUGCUGGCGGGUGCGGGCAACGGCGCAGGCGUGGCGGUGUCGGAGCAGCAGCAGGAGCAAAACGCGCGGGGAGAGGCGGCGGCGGCGGCGGCGGCGGCCGCCGUCGCGGCCUUUGACCUAGAGAAGGAGCGAUUCCUGCAACACACGUUUCGGCUGGUGGGGAUGCCGCUGGGGCCGGCACCGGGGCGUGCCGCCGCCGCAGGCGCAGGCUUCAGCUCGGGGGGUGGGGUUCCUGGCCCGGAAGCUGGGGCGAAGCUGGGUCAGGUGCUGCGGUCCUUCACUGCACUGCUGCGGCCGCCCAACAACGAGACGCGCGACCUGCAGGUGUGGCUGCGCACGCACUACCCGGCCGCGGUGACUGCCGCGGCCGACGCCAUUCCCCGACUGGCACUCCUGCUGUGCCCCGUGCCAGCAUCGUGGGGCCCCGCACCCGGCUGGCCCGUGCUGCCCGCCCCUGCUACUGCCGCCGCCAAGGCCUCUGCUACUGCUACUACUACUGCUACUGCAGCAACUGCCGCGGCGGCGGCGGGCCGCCGCCAGCGUCACCGACAGCUGCUGUCAGCAGACCUGGUAGGGGCGGCGGGAGCUGAAGAGCCGCUGGCAGUUGCUGACGGGGGCAGCCCGUUGCAGGAGCCGCUUGCGCGGAACGUGGCCCUUGGGCUGCCGCCGCGGGGUCCACAACGGCGGCUGCGGUCUCAGUGGCAGUUGCAACCGCAGCGGCGGCCGCAGGACCAGGAUGCGGCUUGGCCUGGAAGAGGCGGGAGGGGCGCUAGCGAGGGCUCAGCUCUCGGCCUGCCGUUGGAAGGCGACAUGCAGGAUGACGAGGCUGGCCGAAGGCUGCUGUCUGCCUCUUCCGCGUCCGCAGCCGGAGCCGGGCCGGGAGCAGGGCCCGCGGCGGCCCUGGCCGCAGCGGCAGCGGCGGCCGGGCUGUGCAAACUGCGGUGCUACGAGUGGGACAUGCUGGCAGCUUUGGGGGAUGCGGAGUUUGAGUUGGAACAGGAUUUGGAUUUCGACCCCAUCUUUCCUAUGGCGGAAGCUGCCGCGCUCAAUGCGGCGGCGCUGCGGGAAGCUGCGGCGCUGAAGCGCGCCGGCACGCGCGGCGACGGUGGCGCGGGAGGCAGCAGCGGCAAGGACGCGGCGACAGCGGCAACGGCGACUGGUGGGAGUGGCAACGGAGAGGAGGGAGAAGGGGAGCUAGACAUUUCCAGCGCGAGGGGCGGACUGUUCGCACAACAGAGCCGCCUGCAGAAGAUCCGCAUGGGGCUGGGAUUCGUACAGGAGAGCAUCGGCGCCGGCGCGGUGAAUCUGGAUCUGGUCAAAUCCAUCAAGUACAUGACGACCAAGCCGUACAUCCUGGCUGCGACGCGGCUGCCGUACGCACGUGUGGAUGCGAUCCUGGCGUCGUACCAGGUGGUACGGGCGCGCCGUGCGGAGCUCUGCGGCGCGAAGGGGAUGGAGGCGGCGGAAGUGGCGCGGUGUGGGGUGGUGCUGCUAAGGGCGGCGUUGGAUGCCAUGUGCGGCGGCGUUGAACACAGCGCAGCCGGCAGGAGCUGACACCUGAGAUGAGUGAACGUCAUGUUUCUGACGGGUGCAUCCCUGUUCCUGAUGAUUCCGCAUGGGUACCUGGGUAGGCUAGAAGAGAAGUGGCCGUGGUAUUGGGUCAGGUAGUGGGGCGAGGGCGCAGGCGUCGGCAAGGUCAGGAGUUUGAGCACGUGACGUUGAAGGGGCGACCCUGGCAUCCUAUGUAGGUGCGAAAGUUGGUAUUUGGUUGUGCCGUCAGGUGCCGUAUCGGAUAGCUGGUCUCGCCGUCCCGCGGAUGGUUGGGGGGGGAUGCGUUGAGGAGGUUGGCCGGGAAUGCGAGGAGGCGCGUGCCACAGACUGCUGUGGCCAGCUGUCCGUGCCAUCAACGCUAUCGUGCCCAACCAACCUUGCCAAGGAGGCCUGGCAGGACAGGUUCAUGAAAUAGGAGACACCGCAGUUGGCAAGCAGCCGCUUCUGGAAUGCGUAGGUCCCAGGCAAGGUUGCAAGAAACAGGAGGUAACACCUCGCUCAAGUUGCCC